ACACUAAAGCAACACAACACACUCUCUUCACUCUUCAAUGGACAAGUCAACAACAGAGAGAGAAACCCACGACUUCAUGAACGUUGACUCCUUCUCUCAGCUCCCCUUCAUCCGCCCCGCACCCCCCAAUCCCAUCAAAGAGAGAAACGGCAUUCGCCUCUUUGGCAUCGAAUUCGCCAGCGGAAACGACGCCGUCCAACCCCAAGACGACACCCAAUCCAAUGAAACGACAACCAACAACAUCAACGCAUUCGACCUCGACUCCACCACAAACGACACCACCAACACCAACACAAACACAAACACCAACAACCCCACCAACACCAACAGCGAGAGUAGCCGCAGAUUUGAAUGCCACUACUGUUGCCGAAACUUCCCCACUUCCCAAGCCUUAGGGGGUCACCAAAACGCGCACAAACGCGAACGCCAACAUGCGAAACGCGCGCAUCUUCAGUCAACCAUGGUGCACGGAAGCACUUUCUCCGACGGGCAUCACCACGUGUAUAACCUCAUGAACUAUCGCUUCAGUUCAACUCCAACAACACCAAUGCCUUAUCCAACGUGGAAUACAAACGCCCCAAACACCACAAACGUCAACACAAACAGGUUCUACGGAACAACAACCUCUUUUUCUCAUCAACAACAACAACCUAUUAAUGGAAGCCCCUUGGCCUUUUGGCGAGUUCCGAGUGGCACUAGUAACCCUAGUUUCAACCAUGAACGGUCGUUGCCGACGUUGUUUGGUGGCGAGGAAAUUAAUAAUGUCAGGUCCUCGCAGGUUGUUGGAGCCUCUGGUUCGCAUUCCAAACGCGGUAGUGUCCACGACCAUGAAAAGGAAACCGAAUACCUAUUUGGUCUCAUUUGUCCAGAUACUCUUCGUCAGGAUUAAGAGAAUGCCUUUUGCAGGUACCCUCCCCACGUCAGCAACAAUCAGAGAGACGUCAUCACUGCAGAUCAGAGACUUCAAGAUUAGUGUUUCUCAAGCAGGAACAUUUUGGCGCCCACCGUGGGGCCGCAAACCACAACAAAGGAAACUCUUUUUCGGCUUACCUAUGGUACUGAUGCCAUGGUGCCGGUAGAGAUUAGAGAACCUUUAUUUCAAAGGGAGAAUUUUGAGGAAUCGGCUAAUAACGAGACUCUGGCCGUCAACCUGAACUUAAUAGCUGAGGUGCGUGGCCAAGCAGCCAUUAUGACCGAGGCCAGCAAAAGAAUGAUGGCUAGAAAAUUUAACUCCAAAAUCAAUCCACGACAAUUUUAUGAAAAUGACUUAGUAUGGUGAGUAACAGGAGAUGCACGAAGAGAUCAGCGAGAGGGAAAGUUAGCAGCUAACUGGGAAGGCCCCUUUCGGGUAGCGGCAAGAUUAGACAAUGGAGCAUACAAGUUAGAAAUAUUGAAAGGAAAGCUUAUACCGAGAACUUGGAAUGUUACACACUUGAAGCAUUACUAUAGUUAAAGGCUUGUAAUUUGUAAUCGGUGUACUCUUUUUCUCCCCCAGGCUUUGUCCUCUUAAAAGAAAGUGAAAAGGGGUUUUCCUGGAAAGGUUUUUAACAAGGCACCUCAUCAAUAAAAUACUACUUUUCAACUAUACGAUUUUUGAUGCAUUAGGAUUUCUUUCAAGCAUUUCAUUUAAAUAAAUAAAAUUCCUUCCGAGUACUCCUACUCAGCCAAGGUUGAAUCGUUAUAAAAAUUUCCUUCCAAGUAUUUCUACUUGGCAAAGGUUGAAUUAAAAAUUUCCUCCCGAGUACUCCUACUCGGCCAAGGUUGAAUCGUUAUAAAAAUUCCCUCCCAAGUAUUUCUACUUGGCCAAGGUUGAAUUAAAAAUUCCCUCCCAAGUAUUUCUACUUAGCCAAGGUUGAAUUAAUUAAUUCCCUCCCAAGUACCCCUACUCGGCCAAGGAUGAGUCAUUAUAAAAAUUCCCUCCCAAGUAUUUCUAUUUGGCUAAGGUUGAAUUAAUUAAAUUCCCUCCCGAAUACCCCUACUCGGCUAAGGUUGAAUCAUUAUUAAAAUGUCCUCCCAAGUAUUUCUACUUGGUUAAGGUUGAACUAAUUAAAUUCUCUCUCGAGUACCCCUAUUAGGUCAAGGAUAGAAAAUUAUUUAAUCGCUACCGAAUCUCCUUACAAACGUUAUCCUUACAAUUAAUUGUAUGAAUUGUAUAAUAAGCGUUCGGUUAUGAUUGGAUAAGUUAUUUAGGUUUCCAAUACACAGGUACAAAAAUCCAAAAAAGAAAGUUGUAUUUCAAAAUUGUGAGGAAUUACAAAAUUGGGGCACUAUUGGCCAGACAGUACAAAAGAAAAAGAUAAUUCUAAGAUUGUUCUUCCCCAGCAUCCGGUCCAGGGCCCUCGGGAGGAGGAUUAUGUUCAUCAGCAGCGCGGCUAGGGGCUUCGGCAUCCGAUUCUACAUCGUCAUCUACUUCAGUGUAAGGUAUGAACCGGCCACCGAAGAAGUCUUUAGUAAUGUCAAAAUGAAAGUCGGCCGAGACAUGACAGAAUCCAUGACAUUGACGAACAGCGUGCUUAAAACCAGACUCGUGUUCAAAGGCAACUUACUCUGAACACUUUGCGGCAAAAGCCUUCAGGUCGGUUUCAGCCUUUUUCCUUUCAAGUGCCAAGACUUCCUCCAUCUCGGUCGACUUGGCCCUUAGUGCUUCCUCCAUUUGAGCAGACUUCACCCUUAGUGCCUCCAUUUCCUCCUCUUUCGCCCUCAAAGCUUCCUCGGCUGUUUUGACUCGUCCCUCCACUAUCUGGUAGUGCUUCUUGUACUGAUUGACCUCAGCCUCCAAGGAUUGAAUGGUCUCGCCAAGGCUGGAUUGAGCCUCUCGGCUCUCCGCUAGGGCUUCUUGUGAAGCCGAAUACGCCUUCUGCAUAUUCUUCACCUCAAGAAUUAGAUCAACAACCAGCCUUUGAAGCAUAGCUGUCGAUCGUACUUGAAGUUCUGCAUAGCACCACCAGAGUGACUCAAAGUUUAAACUGUUGACCAAUUCUUUUCCUGAAUUAGACAACAAGUUAGGAGCAGCUAGCCGGCCAGCGUGAGUUCCAGUUGCGAGGAAGGUUUCGGUAAGCAUAUCCAGAGGAAUUACCGGAUUGGAGGAACUACUCGCCCUUUCCGUAGCUGCCGUUCGGGUUUGCUUGCGUGCCCCUUCUACUGCAUUUGGCCCACCCGAAUGGACAUGUUUUCUUUUUUUCUCCUUCUCGGUCUCCUUGCCCUUGCCCUUGUCUUUGCGCUUCUUGGGCUGAUUUUCUGCAAGGACUAGGUCUUUGGGAGGAGGGCGAGGUUCAGAUACUUCCGGAAGUUGAUCAAUUUGAGGGUGUCAGUGCUCCUCAAUAGCUAUACCUUCUGGCGUCCUCUGCUUCAAAGUACGACGGAAGGUUGGUACAUCAACACCUCGUUGAGCCAUUAAGCUUACAUUAAAAAUAAUAAGUCAAAUCAAUACAACUUGAUUCAAAAAAAUAAGUCAAACCCAUAUCCCAACGAGGACAUGGAGACUUGAGCACGAGGAGUAUAUGUCAGGCAGGUAGUUCCCGGGGGAGGGACUUCAAAAAUUCUAAUUUCUGAUAACUUCUUAGCCGAUAACAUGUCCUCGGGGAAUAUGUCAUAUCGGCGAGGCGUCCGAGUUCAAUGAAAGGGGAAGAGGGAAUUAUUCUCGCUAUCAAAAAAAUAAUUUCU
Molecule: messenger RNA, 3663 nt
Organism: Abrus precatorius (Indian licorice)
Lineage: Eukaryota; Viridiplantae; Streptophyta; Magnoliopsida; Fabales; Fabaceae
Product: zinc finger protein 8-like
Exons: 3
Coding region: 38-889 (283 amino acids)
Biological process (GO): trichome morphogenesis; trichome differentiation; response to gibberellin
Molecular function (GO): DNA-binding transcription factor activity
Source: RefSeq, a predicted model, not a curated record